GUGGCGCGGGCGGGCCGACGUGCCAUGGCGGCUAGCAGAGGCGGGCGGUGGCCCCAUCAGCCGUCCGGGUGGCGGGUGGCGGCGGAUGGCGGGCCCGUCCCUCCUCUGCGCCGCCCCGCCCCCGGCUGAAGGUCAGCGCGCUUUGUUCCCGCCGCCUGAGAGCGCACGCGAAGCCGCGCAGGCGGUUCCCUGAGGGGACAAGGCCUUCCCAGCGAGGUAGGGGACAAAGACGUUCAGAUGGCAGAAAACAGUCUUUCAGAUGGAAGCCCUGCAGAUUCUGCGGAAGCUGCUAAAAAUGCCAGUAAUACAGAAAAGCUCACAGACCAGGUGAUGCAGAACCCACAAGUGCUGGCAGCUUUGCAGGAACGUCUUGAUAACGUCUCUCACACUCCUUCUAGCUACAUAGAAACUUUACCCAAAGCCGUCAAAAGGAGAAUUAAUGCUCUGAAGCAGCUCCAGGUAAGGUGUGCACACAUAGAAGCCAAGUUCUACGAGGAAGUUCACGACUUGGAAAGGAAGUAUGCAGCCUUGUACCAGCCUCUUUUUGACAAGAGAAGAGAAUUCAUCACUGGUGACGUGGAGCCCACAGACGCAGAGUCAGCGUGGCACAGUGAGAAUGAGGAAGAAGAAAAGUUGGCUGGAGAUAUGAAGAAUAAAGUAGUUAUAGCAGAGAAAGAAGCAGCAACAGCAGAAGAACUGAACCCCAAAGGCAUCCCUGAGUUCUGGUUCACCAUCUUCAGAAAUGUAGAUAUGCUUAGCGAGCUGGUUCAGGAAUAUGAUGAACCGAUCUUGAAACACCUGCAAGAUAUUAAAGUCAAGUUUUCAGACCCCGGGCAGCCUAUGUCUUUUGUGCUAGAGUUUCACUUUGAACCCAACGACUACUUCACCAAUCCUGUCCUGACGAAAACAUACAAGAUGAAAUCAGAACCAGACAAGGCUGACCCGUUUUCUUUUGAAGGUCCUGAAAUUGUGGACUGUGAUGGGUGUACAAUUGACUGGAAGAAGGGGAAAAAUGUCACAGUCAAAACCAUCAAGAAAAAGCAGAAGCACAAGGGCCGGGGCACCGUGCGAACCAUCACCAAACAAGUGCCCAAUGAGUCCUUCUUCAACUUCUUCAGCCCCCUGAAAGCCUCUGGAGAUGGAGAGUCUCUGGAUGAAGAUUCCGAGUUCACCUUAGCCUCUGACUUUGAAAUUGGGCACUUUUUCCGUGAGCGAAUCGUGCCACGGGCUGUCCUCUACUUCACUGGGGAGGCCAUAGAGGACGAUGACAAUUUUGAAGAAGGCGAGGAGGGAGAAGAGGAGGAAUUGGAAGUUGAUGAGGAGGGAGAAGAGGAGGACGAUGCUGAUGUUAACCCCAAGAAAGAACCCAGCCAGCCAGCGGAGUGCAAGCAGCAGUGAGAAGCAGCGACCCUGAGGGGCCGCCUUGUGGACGGCUGUCAGGACCCCAGGCCGCAGGCAGGGGCCCUAGUCCCUGCCAAAGCAGAAUUUUGUUGACAGUGCUGUGACAUCUAACCAUUUCCAAGUGCAUGAUCCCUCUCCCCUUUCCCUUCUUACUUUGCUUAACUUGUACAGUGGAGACUGGGCUGCCGUUCAGAAUAGAUUUAGUUGUAGCACCUGUGGCCUUGGUGCCUGAAGACCACGUAGGGUAGGCUGGGGUUGUGCCUGGGAUUGGCAGAGCCUGGUGACCUGUGCACGCGGCCCUCCCCUACUGAAGAGGCCCCGUGGUUUCCAGCUACUGAACUUGGUGGGAAGCUGCUCCAGCUGCUGUACCCUAGUCAUCUCCCAAGCACUGUAGAGGAGGCUGUGCUCGCCUUAGAGCUUUUCUUUUCUCCCCCCCCCCCCCCCUUGAGUUUUGGUUUCAGGGCUGCGUGGGUUGUGGCACACACCUCUGAGGCCAGAGCUGUCUGGUUCACCCUUGUACUUAUUUAUUCACUUGUGCUUGGGGGGGCUUUGAACUUCACUGUCCUCCUCCUCUCACUUAUGAGACCAUGUUGCUGACUUGACCGGGAGGAUGUGAUAUCAAGUGGAAUGAGUGAGGUCUAUGGAGGAAACCCCGCUGCCUCCUGCCGCUAGCUGCUCUGUGCCAUGCAGACCACGUGUUAUUGUCGCCUCUGGAGGGUGCCAGGCUGUAGCCGGGGGCCAAAGCCCUCCCUCACUAGGGAUUGCUGGCCUGUAGAGCAGAGCUUCAGCUUGCACUGUGCACACCAGGGCCACACCUGGGUUUGGUGACCAGUUGGUGGUUGGUGUGUGUAUGGCAUUUCUGAGUGUGUGGUUGUGGUCUUUGGCAGCCAGGACAGCCAUGUCCACAGUGACCAGCCAUAUAGAGCGUGCUCAGCCUUACCCGAUAACACAUUUGUAACUGAAUACGGUGUUUUCGAUUUGUACAGAAUAGUUAGAAUAUUCUAUUAAAGUUGUGAAACACGAA
Peromyscus eremicus (cactus mouse) is the source of this 2425-nucleotide messenger RNA. It is a transcript of the gene Nap1l4, whose product is annotated as nucleosome assembly protein 1 like 4. Gene Ontology annotation, biological process: nucleosome assembly. The record is from RefSeq and is a predicted model, not a curated record. Gene Ontology annotation, cellular component: chromatin; nucleus. NCBI's taxonomy places the organism in Eukaryota, Metazoa, Chordata, Mammalia, Rodentia, Cricetidae. The transcript is spliced from 15 exons. Gene Ontology annotation, molecular function: histone binding; chromatin binding. Bases 238 to 1398 code for a protein of 386 amino acids.